Octopus sinensis (East Asian common octopus) is the source of this 969-nucleotide messenger RNA. Its product is annotated as acetylcholine receptor subunit alpha-like 1. Lineage: Eukaryota; Metazoa; Mollusca; Cephalopoda; Octopoda; Octopodidae. Gene Ontology annotation, cellular component: membrane; synapse; neuron projection. Gene Ontology annotation, molecular function: transmembrane signaling receptor activity; extracellular ligand-gated monoatomic ion channel activity; neurotransmitter receptor activity. The record is from RefSeq and is a predicted model, not a curated record. The transcript has a single exon. Gene Ontology annotation, biological process: regulation of membrane potential; monoatomic ion transmembrane transport; chemical synaptic transmission. The coding region runs from base 1 to 969 and encodes 322 amino acids.
AUGUCCCGACCAACCUCAUUUGGCUGCCCGACAUUGUACUAUACAACAAGUGGUGUCGUUAACCCGAUUAUUAGUGCUGAGGGGAAUUACGAAAUAACCACGGCCACCAAAGCGAUUGUGUUUCAUGACGGGUUGGUGGUAUGGGAACCUCCGGCGAUAUAUAAAAGCUCAUGCCCGAUAAAUGUACAGCAUUUCCCCCUGGACCAUCAGGAAUGCUUCUUGAAGUUUGGAUCGUGGACUUAUAAUGGAGAUGAGGUGGAUCUGCAACACAUUUCCGCCGAGAACAAUGAGAUGAUCGUAAAUGGGAUAAAUUUAAACAAAUUUUAUCAGAAUAUUCAAUGGGAAGUGUUGUCAGUGCCCGCGAAACGAUACGAAAAUUAUUUUUCUUGCUGCCCUGAGCCAUACCCUUGGAUUCUGUUCAAGCUAAACUUGCGAAGGAAAACAAUGUUCUACACCAUAAAUAUGAUCAUUCCCUGUGUUUCCAUUUCCUUCCUCACUGCACUUGUAUUCUAUCUCCCGUCAGACAGCGGAGAGAAAAUAACACUCAGUGUUUCCAUACUGCUGAGUUUGACCGUGUUCAUAUUGCAAUUCACCGAAAUAAUCCCGCCCACCUCAAUUGUAGUCCCACUGAUCGGGAAAUACGUCCUUUUCACCAUGUUUUUAGUGACCCUUUCCGUCGUUAUGACAAUUGCUGUCCUGAACCUUAAUUUUCGAUCACCGAGCACACACAACAUUUCUUUAUGGGCUCGGAAAUUUUUUUUGGAGUUUUUGCCACCCUACUUGUUCAUGAAUAAACCCCACUUUGAUAGUUGUCACAAGUCACCUGUACAAAAUGACAGACUGUCUAAAAUUAUUUCCCAAGAGAGGAAGAACGACGGAAAUGAUUCAGGUCUCCAUCGAGGUUCACGAUACGUCAACUCGAUAGCCAAUUGGUUCCGUGACCGAGACGCGCAUGCACAAGUUGGGUGA